Messenger RNA from Lucilia sericata (common green bottle fly), 440 nucleotides. RefSeq names its product SERTA domain-containing protein 4-like. NCBI's taxonomy places the organism in Eukaryota, Metazoa, Arthropoda, Insecta, Diptera, Calliphoridae. Bases 114 to 329 code for a protein of 71 amino acids. The transcript has a single exon. The record is from RefSeq and is a predicted model, not a curated record.
AGCAUCAACAUCAUCACCAUCAAUUCCAACAUCAGCAAACGGUCGCCACAAAUGCUGCUGUAGCAGCAGCAGCGGCCGCUGCAGCUGAAACAAUUAUUAAAACAUUCGCAACCAUGUCGUCGUCUACAGCGGCGGUAGCGGUAACAGCUUCUUCAACGGCGUCUAUGUCGUCGUCAGCUUUGUUGUCAUCACCACCAACAUCGUCAUCAUCACCAUUAUUAUCACCCUCAUCGUCUUCAAACUCGGCUGCCGUUGUUAUGACGUCUUCAUCCAUUUACAAUAAUAAUAAUAAAAAUACAACUACUAAUCCCAAGAACAAACAUUUUUAACUUUUUAAAUAUAAAACAAAACAAAAAAAUAUAUUAUAUAUAAUGAAAAGAAAAAAACUUGAUUUAAAGAAAAAAUACCAUAUUAUAUAGUUAAAAAGGAAUCACUUUUUU